GUGCGAUCAGAUUCUGUUGAAAUUUUUGCAGGCAAGGCAGUUCAGACAUCUCUCUCUCUCUAAAACCUACUGGUAUUUCAGUGUGACUGCCUGGCUCGGCGGAGCUCCGAUCUUCAGGUCUGAGCUUCAGAAGCACUACUCGUAGAGAAUCCAGGUGCUUUACUCUUUUUAAGUUGUAGUUUUCUUCAAACAAUGUGGUUUAAGUUUCUUGGUGGGUUAAGAUAGUCAAAGAAACCAAAUGGAGGAAGAAACUAAAGGAGAUUAUAAGGCCUCAAGGGGAAUUGGAAGUUUCAAGUCUACAUUGUCAGGGCGAUCAAGUCCACGAAGCUCUCCUUCCUUUAAGAGAUUGCAUUCCAGCCGUACUCCCCGAAGAGAAGCUAGAAGUAGUGGAGGUGUACAGUGGUUUAGGAGCAAUCGGUUACUGUUUUGGUUGUUAUUGAUUACUCUUUGGGCUUAUCUUGGAUUUUAUUUUCAAUCAAGUUGGGCACAUAGCAAUAACAAGGUGAACUUUCUGGGGGUUGGAAAUGAAGCAAGCAAUGACAAGUCAGAUGCUGAGCAGAAUCAGCGGCGAGAUUUGCUUGACAGUCCGGUGAAACUGAAGAAUGAGACCGGUCAAAACCAACCAGAAGCUGGUAAAACCAUAGAUGUGGUUUUGGCAAAAAAAGAUGAUGGAGUUGCAUCUCGUAGGAGCCUCAGUUCAAAGAAGAAGAGUAAGAAAGCAGCUCGUGGUAAAUCCCAUGGUAAGCCAAAGAAAACUGUGGCGAUUGAAAUCCAUGAGAUAGAGGAGCAGGAACCGGACAUUCCUAAGACCAAUGCAUCUUAUGGGAUGCUUGUUGGUCCAUUUGGGUCUACAGAGGAUAGAAUUCUGGAAUGGAAUCCUAAAACGCGAACCGGAACCUGUGACAGGAAGGGGGACUUUUCCCGUCUGGUAUGGUCAAGGAGAUUUCUGUUAAUAUUCCAUGAACUUUCAAUGACUGGAGCACCACUAUCGAUGAUGGAGCUGGCGACAGAACUUUUGAGCUGUGGAGCCACUGUUUCUGCCAUAGUUCUUAGCAAGAAGGGUGGCUUGAUGCCAGAGCUUACUAGGAGAAGAAUCAAAGUUCUUGAAGACAAAGCAGAUCAUAGCUUCAAAACUGCCAUGAAACAAGACCUUGUUAUUGCUGGGUCAGCAGUCUGUGCAUCAUGGAUUGAUCAAUAUAUUGAUAAGUUUCCAGCUGGUGCAAGUCAAAUUGCUUGGUGGAUCAUGGAAAACCGAAGAGAAUACUUUGAUAGGGCAAAGGUUGUGCUAGACCGAGUGAAAAUGCUGGCUUUUCUAUCAGAAUCACAGUCAAAACAAUGGCUAGACUGGUGUGAAGAAGAAAAGAUUAAGCUGAGGUCUCAGCCGGCAAUUGUGCCACUCUCUAUUAAUGAUGAACUUGCAUUUGUAGCUGGCAUAGGUUGUUCGCUUAAUACUCCAUCUUCUAGUAUCGAGAAGAUGCUGGAGAAAAUGAAGUUGUUGCGAGAUGCAGUCAGGAAGGAGAUGGGGUUGACAGAUAAUGAUAUGCUUGCGAUAUCUCUAAGCAGUAUAAACCCUGGAAAGGGCCAGCUCUUGGUUCUUAACUCAGCACGCUUGGUGAUAGAAGAAGAACCUCAGCCAGACAAUUCUAAGAUAAAAAAUUCAGUACGAAAGGGUCGAGUGCGUUCUGCCUUGGCUAGAAAGCAUCACAUAAGAGCUUUACUUCAAGGGUCCAAUGAUCAUAGUGCAUCACUAAAUGGAUUUCCACUGUCCACUGAAUCUAGUGUCCACUUCAAAGAAGACCAGAAGAAGCAUUUGCAUUUACAUAAUCGCUUUGCCUCUGUUGAUGAUACAGAUGCCAUGAACUUCGAUGUCACUUACAAGAGGAAAGUGUUGGCAGAUAAUGGAGGAACAGUUAAACAAUCUGCUAAGUUUCUUAUUGGUUCUGUUGGAUCUAAGAGCAAUAAGGUGGCUUAUGUGAAAGAACUCUUAAGCUAUCUAUCCCAGCAUUCAAAUCUGUCAAAGUCGGUGCUCUGGACUCCCUCAACCACGCGCGUGGCCGCACUAUACUCUGCAGCUGAUGUUUAUGUGAUGAACUCUCAGGGUCUGGGAGAAACUUUUGGGAGAGUGACAAUUGAAGCCAUGGCAUUCGGUCUUCCGGUGCUUGGAACAGAUGCUGGGGGUACAAAAGAGAUUGUUGACCACAAUGUGACAGGUCUGCUUCAUCCUCUUGGGCAUCCCGGUACUCAGGUCCUAGCUAAAAAUCUCCGGCUUUUGCUGAAAAACCCAGAAUUGAGAAAGCAAAUGGGAGUGAAAGGAAGAGAAAAGGUCGAGAGGAUGUACUUAAAGCGGCACAUGUACAAGAAAUUUGUUGACGUUCUUCUCAAGUGCAUGAGACCCAAAUAAACAUCUAUCAUUCAGAGUUCAGACAUCUCUCAUUCAUUUAUCGCUUCGGAAUAUCAGAGGGUGCUGUGAGUACAGAAAUUAUGUUCCUCCGCCCAGUUGGAUGUGAUAGAUAAUACCAAGUGUUGCAAUUUUUUGAGGAAAUGCAAGAAAAUGUUAUGAUUGGUGAGAUAACUUAUUGGUCUGAAACUUGAAUAUCAAGCUAGCUGAAAACAAAUUUGGUAG
This is a messenger RNA of Fragaria vesca subsp. vesca, 2623 nucleotides long. RefSeq lists its product as uncharacterized. The coding region runs from base 239 to 2401 and encodes 720 amino acids. Lineage: Eukaryota; Viridiplantae; Streptophyta; Magnoliopsida; Rosales; Rosaceae. Gene Ontology annotation, molecular function: glycosyltransferase activity. The transcript has 5 exons. The record is from RefSeq and is a predicted model, not a curated record.